GCGGCGCGCGGGAGCCGCCGCUGCUCACCGAGAGGCUGGGCGCUCGCUGAGGGCGUCUUCCUCGGACCCGGUUCCUUACCUUUGCCAGCCCUGCCCGGUCCCAAAUCGAGCCCAGUGAACUGGCCCGUCCCCCGCGGCCCGACUCUCAGCAGCCCCUGGUCCCAGUGCCCACCCCGGCGACACGGAGCGGCCGGGCGCCGCGCCCCCCCGACGACCGCGAUGCCGAACGUGCAGCUGCCGCCCAAGGAGAGCAACCUCUUCAAACGCAUCUUGAAAUGUUACGAACAGAAGCAAUACAAAAAUGGCCUCAAGUUUUGCAAGAUGAUUCUUUCAAACCCAAAAUUUACUGAACAUGGAGAGACUUUGGCUAUGAAAGGAUUAACAUUGAACUGUUUAGGAAAAAAAGAAGAAGCAUAUGAAUUUGUUCGUAAAGGACUUCGUAAUGAUGUCAAGAGUCAUGUUUGUUGGCAUGUAUAUGGACUCUUGCAGCGUUCUGAUAAAAAAUAUGAUGAAGCUAUUAAGUGUUACAGAAAUGCCCUCAAAUUGGAUAAAGAUAAUCUACAAAUUUUGAGGGAUCUCUCUCUGUUGCAGAUCCAAAUGAGAGACCUUGAAGGUUACCGAGAGACGAGGUAUCAGCUUCUUCAGUUGCGUCCAACACAGCGGGCUUCCUGGAUUGGAUAUGCUAUUGCAUACCAUUUGCUGAAAGAUUAUGAUAUGGCACUAAAACUAUUGGAAGAAUUCAGACAAACUCAGCAAGUCCCACCCAAUAAAAUAGACUAUGAAUAUAGUGAACUGAUAUUAUACCAGAAUCAAGUGAUGAGAGAGGCAGAUCUGUUUCAGGAAUCUUUGGAACAUAUAGAAACAUAUGAGAAACAAAUAUGUGAUAAACUUUUGGUGGAAGAAAUCAAAGGAGAAAUGCUGUUGAAAUUGGGAAGACUAAAAGAAGCUGGUGAAGUAUUCAAAAACUUGAUUGAUCGGAAUGCAGAAAAUUGGUGUUAUUAUGAAGGCUUGGAAAAAGCUCUGCAACUUAGCACUUUAGAAGAGAGGCUUCAAAUUUAUGAAGAAAUUAGUAAGCAGCACCCCAGAGCAAUUUCACCUAGAAGAUUAUCUUUGAAUCUUAUCCCAGGUGAAAAAUUUAGAGAACGAAUGGAUAAGUUCCUGAGGGUUAACUUCAGUAAAGGUUGUCCACCCUUGUUUACUACUUUGAAAUCUUUAUAUUACAAUACAGAAAAGGUUUCUAUAAUCCAGGAGCUUGUUACUAAUUAUGAAGCCUCUCUUAAAAUGUGUGACCUUUUUAGUCCUUAUGAGAAAGGAGAGAAGGAACCCCCAACAACACUACUGUGGGUUCAGUAUUUCCUGGCACAGCACUUUGAUAAACUUGGGCAAUAUUCCUUGGCUUUAGAUUAUAUUAAUGCUGCAAUUACUAGUACUCCAACACUAAUUGAAUUAUUCUACAUGAAAGCAAAAAUUUACAAGCAUAUGGGUAAUCUCAGAGAAGCUGCAAAGUGGAUGGAUGAAGCGCAGUCUUUGGACACAGCUGAUAGAUUCAUCAAUUCCAAAUGUGCAAAAUAUAUGCUACGUGCAAAUAUGAUAAAAGAAGCAGAGGAAAUGUGUUCCAAGUUCACAAGGGAAGGAACAUCUGCCAUGGAAAAUCUCAAUGAAAUGCAGUGUAUGUGGUUUCAGACAGAAUGCAUUUCAGCUUACCAGCGUUUGGGGAGAUAUGGGGAUGCCUUGAAAAAAUGCCAUGAAGUAGAGAGGCAUUUUUUUGAGAUAACCGAUGAUCAAUUUGACUUCCAUACAUACUGCAUGAGAAAGAUGACCCUCCGUGCCUAUGUUGAUCUUUUGAGAUUAGAAGAUGUACUCAGAAGACAUACCUUCUAUUUCAAGGCUGCUAGAUCAGCGAUUGAAAUAUACUUGAAAUUGUAUGACAGCCCCUUAGCCAAUGAAAGCAAACAACAAGAAAUAAAUUCAGAAAACUUGUCAGCUAAAGAAUUGAAGAAAAUGCUUAGCAAGCAGAGAAGAGCUCAGAAAAAAGCUAAAUUAGAAGAAGAGAGAAAGCAUGCAGAAAGGGAGCGUCAACAAAAAAAUCAAAAGAAAAAAAGAGAUGAAGAAGAAGAAGAAGCCAAUAGUCUUAAAGAAGAACUUAUACCUGAAAAAUUAGAAAGGAUAGAAAAUCCAUUAGAAGAAGCUAUCAAGUUCCUUAUUCCUCUUAAGAACCUUGUUGCUGAUAACAUUGACACUCACCUAUUAGCAUUUGAAAUAUAUUUUAGAAAAGGAAAGUUUCUGUUAAUGCUGCAGUCUGUCAAACGAGCUUUUGCCAUCAACAGUAAUAACCCAUGGUUACAUGAGUGUUUAAUUAAGUUUUCUAAAUCUGUGUCUAAUCAUAGUAAUCUUCCAGACAUUGUGAGCAAAGUUCUUUUUCAAGAAAUGCAAAAAAUAUUUGUCAACAAGGAUUUGGAAAGUUUUAAUGAGGAUUUUCUCAAACAUAAUGCUACCUCUCUUCAGCAUUUGCUUUCAGGUGCUAAAAUGAUGUAUUUUCUGGACAAGUCAAGACAAGAAAAAGCAAUUGCUAUUGCUACUAGACUAGAUGAAACUAUUAAAGAUAAAAAUGUAAAGACUUUAAUAAAGGUUUCUGAGGCACUGCUUGAUGGCAGCUUUGGGAAUUGUAAUUCCCAAUAUGAAGAAUACAGAAUGGCCUGUCAUAAUUUGCUUCCUUUUACAUCGGCUUUCCUACCUACUGUGAAUGAAGUUGAUGGCCAUAGUGCAGCACUAAACCAUACAGCUAACUAUGAUGUCUUAGGAAAUGAAAUUUGAAAUGUCAUUAAAAAUUGACUUCUUGCACACUCAAAUAAAUUCAGAUAAGAGUUUCUUUUCCAGGGUCUUAAUGUAGAUAUGAAAUGAGAAAAUUGGAAUUUCUAAAUGGAGUAUUCCAUGAGCUUAUUUUAUUUAUCUUACUGCCAAUUUGCAUAAAUAUUUGUUGAAAUUGUUUAUACUUGUACAGUUUCUUAAAUUCUCAAAUUAUCAUCAUUGUGAUAGGUGCUGUCGUUUCUGUAUCAUUCAUAAGAUAAUUUCUUAUUAACCUAAGUUGUGUGUAACCCCUCUGUAUUCUUUCGAUCCUGGUUUCAGGACCUAAGUUUUGAUCUCUUAACUGGUUUGUUUUAUUGUUUAUUUGCGUGUUUUUUAAAACUAAAGCACCUCAAUCUUAAAGUGUUAAUUGUGUAUUAAAAACAAUAUGGAACACUUCUUGACAGACAUUGAGGUUUAUUUUAAAAUUUAACUUGCUCUUUUUCUCAUUUUUUUCAUGCUUUACAAUUUCCUUUUUAAUAUUCAUGAAAAUGAUACUUUCUAGUUGAAUGAGGAUACUCCAGGUUUAUGUAGAUGAUUCAGAUGUGGAGAUUGGUUUGCCUUGGUAAUGGAAAUCCACUAGUAAUUUGUUGCAUGUAAUAGACCAGUUUUAAAGACCCACAGGCAAUAAUUAUGCCUUUCUGACUAAGGUGUUUUCUGUAUUAAGAAACAUUUAUAAUUAAAUGGUGUGCUUCAAGGGAGGAUGAUAGGAAGGAUUACAAAUUAUAAUGAAAUAUCCUUACUCUUAUAGCCAUACAUUGACUAAAUACAUUCUUAUGUCAGUAAAAUAAGAAUUUAAACUGUCAUUAGUUUAAUACAUAGCAUUGUUGAACAAUAUUUUCUGGGGGAAUAGCUUUUUCUCUCAUGUACAGCAGUAAUAAAUGCAAUAUUUCAUUAUUUUGUUUCAGAACUGUAAAUAUAUCUAUAAUAUGAAUACUUCCCUUUAAAGCAAAUAGAAAUCUAAGAAGGGAGGUUUUAUUUAGACAAGCAGUUCUAAUUAAAAUGACUUCUUUUCACUCUUAACUGUUAGAUUCAGAUUUGGGGAGAAAAACUGUAAAAUAAUGCCACCCUGUAUAAUGCAGUAAUAAAUUAUUUUGUACAAAAUCACAUUUUUUUUGUUUUUGCUUCAUACUAUCAAAAUAUUUGUGCAAAAUGUUUUCUUCUUGAGGCAGUAAAAACUUAAUUAUAAAACUUAAAUUAUAAAAACAUAAAUCUUACAACCAUCUACCAAUAUAUUCUGGUGCUACAACAGCUUGGCCUCUUUUUUGUGUUUUAAUAACUAUAGAACUAUUAAAUCUUUCUCACCAAAAGUCUUGUCAACUGUGCAAGCCACCAAUUGCAGAAGAUACAAGUUAGUUAUAUUUAAUGUGGAAAUUGCAUUUUCAGUGGCAGUCUUGUUAAAAAGUAUUCCUGGACAUCACGUAGAAUUUUCAGGUAUAGAGUUUUCCUACAAUGGAGAUAAGGACAGUGGUAGGUAUGGAGGACUGGACAAAAGUAUUACACUGGAACUAGUGAAAUUUGUUUGUGUAUCUGUUGGUGUAUUGAAGUGGAAUUUACCAUUCUCCCUAUUCCCGUUUCAUUUUUAGUGGAAACAGUGUAUACUUGGGAUGUGAGUAGGGAUCUUUUGGAGCUAUGUAGGCAUGGUUGUUGAAUGCCUGUGACAUGCCAAACAAAUUUUUUUAUAUUGAAAAUAAUAGCAAAAUCACUGGAACUUCUCAUAAUCUAUGGAACUUUUUUUUUUUUUUUGGUGGGGGUGAAGUUCAUAAUGCAGAAAGAAUGAAUCAUUUAAUGUAUUUAUUGAGCACCUUUUAGCUUGAAGAUACCAUUACUCAUUACCGUUAACCACAUACCAUUCUGUGGUUAUCAGAGAUCUGUACAUCUUCAUUUCUGCCCUCAAUACUUCCCUUUAUUUUGUGACCUUGGUGAAAACCUUUAUUGAAAUCUGUGCCCAUUGUGUGACUCUUUCUAGUGGAAGCUGUUUACUUUCUCACUACCUCUGGAGAGAGUGUUCAUAGUAUAUUCACUCCCAGCCUCUGGUUCCAGCCCAUUACUCUUCCACUAUUGUGUAAAAACCUAGGUUUCUUUUAAGAUUAUAAGACACUGGGUUGUACCACCCUAGAGCCCUCUUUAUUGUUGUCAUUUGUUCACUUCUCUUGACUGGAGAACUUUUUGUUGUCUCCAGCUAUGCUUACAUUCUGGGUGCUUUUGGCCUGUUACACAAAUUCAACACUGAUUGUUCUGUUAGUUUCCUGAUCUCUCUAACUUAUUAAGUGAUUUUUUUUCUUCAUUUUAAUUAAACUAACCAAUCCCAUAGUGACU
Talpa occidentalis (Iberian mole) is the source of this 5163-nucleotide messenger RNA. It is a transcript of the gene NAA16, whose product is annotated as N-alpha-acetyltransferase 16, NatA auxiliary subunit. Gene Ontology annotation, cellular component: cytoplasm; NatA complex. Gene Ontology annotation, biological process: N-terminal peptidyl-methionine acetylation. The record is from RefSeq and is a predicted model, not a curated record. The transcript is spliced from 20 exons. Gene Ontology annotation, molecular function: protein-N-terminal amino-acid acetyltransferase activity; protein binding. Lineage: Eukaryota; Metazoa; Chordata; Mammalia; Eulipotyphla; Talpidae. The coding region runs from base 220 to 2814 and encodes 864 amino acids.